Xyrichtys novacula (pearly razorfish) is the source of this 17625-nucleotide messenger RNA. Lineage: Eukaryota; Metazoa; Chordata; Actinopteri; Labriformes; Labridae. The record is from the annotation of a GenBank genome assembly.
AGUAUUGUAAUUUCAUGGGAAGUUGUCAACAACUGGUUGGGGAGGAAGUAAAGUGUCAUUUGGACCUUCGUGAGUUUGUCGAGCAUGUUAGGACAAAAACUGUUUUCACAUUUUUAAUCUUGCGUUGGAUUUUAUCACAGUUAAACCGGAUUGACCUUUUAGUCAGUAAAACAACAUGGGCGACGAAGUAAUUGAGAUGAGCUAAUGUUAGCUAACUGAAUUUCUUUCAGUCAGUUGAGAUAGUCAGAAGUUGGAGCUAGCCUCUCCGCAGCUAUCGUCCGUACAGUGAAGAUAGACUAUUAUUUAGUGUGUCCGAGAGCCUGCGGUUUGUUGUGACCGGGGAGUCAAUACAUCACGUCAGCCGAGCCGCUUUGAGACGUUUCCUUGUUUUGGACGGAAGCGGCUGUCGAGAGAUCAAACCAUGGAUCCUUUUGACAACCACAGCGCAGGUAAGAGAGAGAGAGAGAGGGAGAGAGAGAGCAGGAUUAUAACCACAGAUAGAUGAAGAGAAAGCUAACAGGCCAGCUAAGAACUAACGGGACAAGAGCAGCGGCGAGCUCACCCAGAGUGACAUUCACCCGAGGACAUGUGUUCAGAGGGGUGGGCUUGACUUUUAACAAGCGAAGCGAAGGUCCAGCAGGAACUUUAGUGGUUUCUGUUUUACUGUUGAGGUACUCUCAGUAUCAGAUCACUUCACUGUCCUGCAACAAGACGAUUACAUUUCCUGCACAAAACUGAGACCCCACUCAAAGCCCAGAAUCAUCUGCUGAGAAUCUUGUUUAUUCAUAGAUUUUAAUUGAAUAGUGUAUAGGGGAGAGUGGGGUAAGAUGAGCCAUUUUUCAUAUUACAGAUCACUACAUCAAGGCAGUCAUAUUUUUGUAUCUAACUAGUGUAUCUGUGUAUAUAUCAAGAUGUUGUACAUCCCUGCAAACCAACAGAAUGGUACACUAAUUCUUUUUAUUAUAAUUUCAUAUAACUGCUAAAAAGCUGUUUUGUAAAAAGCCAUUUUAACAUGAGAAUGCUUUUAAGUGAUUCAGAACAUUCACAGCUGUGUUUUUGAAAAGAAAAAGUAACACAUCUCAACAAUCUGAACUGAAACUCUGAUCCUCUCAUCAGACUCCUUUACUUUCUCGGUUGAACCACUGGCUCAACUCCCCCCAGAACUACUAUGAUGACUUUAUUAGUCCUUUAAGCUAAAAUGGGGGACUUUCAUGUUAGGUUUUUGAUCUGAUGUUGUAGCUCCUAGAUACCACAAUUGAUGUAUAAAACAAAUUUAAAAUGAUCUUUUUUGGUCUGAACACAAUUCUAAUAAAACUUAUGACAGACUGAAUUCACUUUCAAGAGUGCAAAAUGUUUUUUUUUUUUUGGAAAUAAAUGUCUAACCCCUUCACCCAUGUGCCUCUAACCUUCAAAGCUCAAUGAAUUGAUGUCCAUCUCCUAAAUAUUUGGUCACAUGAUCAUUUCCUUUUACCAUUUCCAAGCAACAGGGGGUGGCUCAACUUAAACUUUGGCUCAACUUACCCCACUCUCCCCUACUCUCAGUAUCAGAUCAGUUCACUGUCCUGCACAGAGACGAUUACAUUUCCUGCACAAAACUGAGCCCCCUCUCAAAGCCCAGAAUCAUCUGCUGAGAAUCUUCUUUAUUCAUAGAUUUAAUUCGAAUAGAGUAUACCCCAAGCACAUUUCUAACAACCUUGAAAGAUAAAAGUCUGCCUCUUAAAGGCUUAAAUUUGUCUAACGUGACAGCCCAGUGUAAGCCCCCUGGUUUGGCUGUGGCUGUGUUUUGUCUUUGUGCAGAGAGCUGAUAAGUAAGCUCAUCUCAAGCAGCCAGCUGCUUUAUUGCCUCUGCUCUGGUCCCAGGGUGUCAAAAGCUUUAUUGGACAAACAACAACAACGACGACAAACACUGGAGAAUCUAUAUAACAAGCUUUAGCUAUAUAACAGCAGGAAAACUGAAUGUUCUCUCCAGGUACUUUUAGAUUAGGCUAUUUUUUUAAACAUGGAGACAGCAUCCAGCACAUAACUUUGACUACCUGUUUGAGCAUGUCUCAUUGUUGUUUUUGAAUGAUUUUUGGAGUAAAUCACUAAGCCAUCUAUUGAAACCAUUGUGUUUGGAUAAAAAUGAAAAGGGGAAAAAAAGUGCUCACAUUGUAUGAAGUGCAUUGCUUUUAAAAAACUGUAAUUUUUUACUCUUUUGAGGGGUUGAUAUGUGUUUUGAGUAAACAGAGAAGCUAAAGAUAACUGCUGUAUUUACACACAAGCACAAAGAAGCUAUAGGAGGUGUUGUUCGUUCACAUUUACCUGGUAUGUUUGAAACUGUAGAUCCGUAAAAACCAUCACUCUGUCACCAUCCUCGUCUGUUGUCCUGCUUAAAUGAAAUAAACUUCACCAAAAUAUCAUAAGUUUAAUACAGCUCUCAGAGUAUGUCACCUACCCUUCAUCUUGUUUAGUAUGUCUUUUAUCCAUCUUAUUUUUAUCAAAUUCUGCUCUGCACAUUUUACAUUACCUACUACUUAGCUCUCACCCUAUUAAUAGACUGUCAUACCAGGGCAAUGACCGAGACACAGCCCAUACAGUGCUAUCAGAAACACUGUACAGGACAGACAAGGGGGGAAUAAAAAUCACCUUUCUGGGUAUUUCUUUCUUCAGGGAAGCUAAAGGUUGCCUUUGUUUUGGGACAUUGUCUCUGAGCGAACACUGUCUAUGUCAAUUCUUUCACAGCUUUCCACUUACACCCAUCAACUGACACUGACAGUGUAUUGUCUAUUGCCUGUAAAAGCAUGAAUGCAAUGCGAGCCCAACAAGAGACGUGCAUUGCAGGUCAUUUUACUACUUCCAUUAUUCAGUUAAACUGCUAAACAUGCUCCGCAUUGUCUCAAGAAAUGCUGAAUGAAGUAUCCUGCUCAUUGACAGUGAGAGACUCUGUUUAUGGUGCUGAAGACACAGUUUUUGUUUGCUUGUUUUUUGAGAAAUUUGUAUGUUUUUAUAUGCUGCAGUAGCAUCAAACAUUUAAGGCCAGAUUAUGAGUACUGUUUUUCUUUUGAUUGGGUGUGUGGACUUGGUAACUUGUGUAGGGUAUACAGCUAUUUCUGUCUUUUUUUUUCUGUCAGAAUUUGUAAUACCAGGGCUCAAAGAAGCUGUUCCCCCAUCCUGUUGAACUGAUUCUAAGUAGGUCAAAGCACCAGAGAAAUCUGAGAUUUACUAACAGGAAAAUGAAGAUACUCUGUGACUACUCUGUUGAACAAGGCUACAGGUUGCCUGUGUGUGCCUCUGGGUGAAAAAUUAAAGCUUGUUGGUUUCACUGCUUUGAAAUCUUAAAAAACAAACAAACACAUAUUUGCAAAAAAAUAUCGUGCAGAGAUUGCCAAUGUAUGAUCUUGUUUUGUUUGUGUGUUUUUUUAUCUUCCUGUCUUAUCUCUUUCAUUUCUUCUUUUGAGAAGAUGUUGUCUGAUUUCACUUCCUCUGUGUUGUAGAGCGAGCCAACCUGCCGAGGAACAUGAUUGAGAACAGCAUGUUUGAAGAGGAGCCUGAUGUCGUGGAUCUGGCUAAAGACUCCUCUGCUUUUCCGGUAUGCUCAUGUUAAGUUAUCUUACUGUGGGCAUGCUGUGCACGUCUUCAUUUCAAGGACCAGUCUGGUUUGAUAUCUUGCAUGAAUCAGAAUGCAGAUUUGCAGCAGUCUGCACACAUCCUACAACUGCUUUCAUCUUCAAGACCAGUAAUUUUAAGCAGAUCAGAGCCUUGUACCUAAAUAAACUUCAGUUGAUUAGAGGUUGACUCACUAGUUUGGUUAGUAUUUCAUGCUUAACUGCAUGCUCAUUGGUCUGUAUAUAAAAAAAUAUAUCUAUCAUCUUUUGCUGUCUGUAGACAUGGAGGGAAAGAACUUUGAGUGAAAAAAAAUCUGUGCAUGAAGAUAACACUGGUUGGUUUAUAUGUUACAGUAUUAAUAUUCUACUCUUCAGAGCCACCCUGACCCACUUUCUUAUCCAGCUUCUGUUGAAAAUCCAUACUGUGCCAUAAAUCCUCAUAAAAAAGGUCUACGGGAUAUUAAGUUUCCCUCUCAGUCACUACUUCCUCUAUCCUUUCUGCCAUUAUUUUUCUAAUUUAACUGUUAUCUCAGUGCUGGUCUUUGUUUACAUCUUGUCCCUGGCCUCAUUAUUUUCCCUGAUUGCUGCCUCUGUUCCUGCUGCAGAGGCAGCAUCUCCACACAUCUAACCCAAUGCUAAUGAACUAACCUGUGAGGGCGAUCAAGUUAUUAUCAUUAUAAAGGACACACUGCAUGCCUGCACUGAAAACGAACAGAAAACACUGUACAUGUUCCCUCUAGACGUUUCCUGCUCUUGACCCAGAUGAAGUGGCAUAUGAGCCCCGCAGCUCACGGUUGCUUGUGCGUGGCCUGGGAGAGAAUGACAUGGACGAGGAUGAGGAGGACUGCGAGUCCUCGGCCCGUUUGCUGGGAAUGUCCUUCAUGAACCGGAGCUCAGCGCACAGAUCUAACUCCUCCCCUUACACGAGACAAGCUCCUCCCAGGUAAUUCACUGAAAAAGAGAUUGUUUUUGACAGUUUUUCUGCAUUUUGGGAUUCCGUCCCAAAUCAGUGCUAUAGAAUUAUUUAAUAUUUUUAAUAUGAACACGGUCAGAAGAGAUACAUGUGUGGAUUUUAGAUUAGUUUCAUGUCUUCCAUGUCCUCAUAUUUAGCAAAUAUCCAUAAACAAUCACAAAACGACCUGUAGUGGUGAUGUUGAACCCCUUAGACUUACUCAGAAGUAUUUCUUGUCAAUCAUAUAGUAUGUGUCUCCAAAGUCUGGUCCAUGAAAAUGAGCCAAUUCAUUUUAACUGAGAUGACCAAAAUUGUUCAAGUAGAUAAGUGCUGGAAAGUUUACAUAUUAUUUCAAUAAAGCACAUAAUUUCUCUGACAGCAAAGGUCCCUCUUAAAACAUGACAAACCCUUUCUAUCUCACAAUCACCAUAUAAUCUAUACAAACUUCAACACGUACAACAGCAGUAAUAGUUAAUGCCGUCAGUAAAUUAGACCAAAUGUGAUGCAGAUAAAAAUAUAUCCGAACAUUUAAUGAAAGGGUUUUAGCUGUUCAGCUGCAUGUUGAGUAAUUCAGUGUAAAACUCUUUUUUGUGUCUCAGAUCUUGCUCACGACCCUCAGCACGUACCAUGGUUGUCUGUGUGUUAUUCCUGGUGAUAGUGGCCUCCAUGACCAUGGUACUCUACUUCUUACCUGGAUGCACGUUCACCAGGGUAAAGAAUAUUGACUCAUUCUGUUCAGAUUUUCCUGUUAGCUUGUUUAAACAUGGCUGCUUGAGCUGAACAUGACUCAUUCAACACCAUAUGUCAACAUCUCUGCCAGGUUAUUGCUCUUUCUAAUAUCUCAUUGUCCCAGCUAAAAUCAACCCUUUUUUUUCCCCACCUACAGGCAGGUUGUCGUAAGCCAAACAAGACUUCUCCCUUAGAGCCCAUCUACCCUGUGUCUACAAACGGUGAGCUGUUUCCAUGGACACAGUACCGGCUGCCACACAGCAUUCAUCCUCUGAGCUAUGACCUCACCCUGAACCCCAACCUGGACAGUAUGACCUUUACAGGCACGGCGGUUAUCAGCAUGUCAGUGCUUCACAACACCAAAGUGAUUGUCCUGCAUAGCGCUAACCUUAACAUCACCAAAGCCACGUUCAAGGUUUGUGCACUGAUGACCCAGAGUAAGUUAAGAGGUAUUAGGAUGAAUUGUUUCUUCAGUGAUGUCUACCUGUCUCCGUGAACAUUUACUUUUCAGCUUGAAAAUAAUCGUUUGCUGGACUGAACUUGUUUUUUUUCUGUAGUUAUUUGCCAACUGUGAACUCAUAUUAUAUCUCCUUCCAGCUGGGAGGUGGAGAAACCAGGGAUGUGACUUUACUGGAGUACAAGCCCAGGCAGCAGAUAGCUAUUAAGUUCUCUGAGGAGCUGAAGGCGGGACAGUCCUGUGUUCUGACCCUGGAGUACUCUGCCAACCUGUCACACACCUAUGAUGGUUUCUACAACAGCUCGUACAGUGAUAAAGAUGGAAACAAAAGGUACAUCUGACUGCGUUUGGUCUGUCUAACAUUAUCAGUCUUCACAACUGAUCUUUUUGUCUUUCAUUCAAUUGGAAAACCAGAUAUAAAGUAAACAGUACCUACUGCUGCCUGUGUUUCUUGGAAAAUGCAUGUAAUGUGCCACUUUUGUACGCUCAUGUAGGCGCCUCUCUUAUCCUCAGGGUCCUCGCUGCAACCCAGUUCGAGCCACUAUCAGCCAGGAAAGCCUUUCCUUGCUUCGAUGAACCCUCAUUCAAAGCUACUUUCCUGAUUAGAAUCAGCAGAAAAUCCGAUUACAUGACUCUUUCCAACAUGCCCAAGGUAAAAAGACAUUAGUUAAGUUCUGGUUAAAGGUUGAUCACAAUUUCCUAAACGCCCCACACUAACUGUAGCCAAAGUGUUCCUGCUGAAAAAAAGCCCAGCUCCUAUUGCAGGCAGAAUGGUUUUAAAGAGAGAUGAAUGAAUGAAUGAAUGAAUUUUGCAAUACAAGACGUAUCAGCCCAGUGUAGAUUGUUUGUUCUUACCCUUGCUCUGGACAAAAGGAAGGCCGAAGCACACUUGCCAAAUGGUCAGAAAGGCGAGUUUGUUGGAUUUUCAAGGACCAAAUGUGACAGUAAAGGUAAAUGCCCCCUCUGUCAUCAAAAGAUGACAGUACCAAGUUAAGAAAUGACUUAGAGUUAUAUAUGUAUGUACAACUUUUUAUCCCUUGUGCCCCUGGUGCCUGUUCAAGAAAGCUGAUUUAUUGCAAACCCUGAGUCUCUCAGCCCUGAAAUGAGAAACUCUGGCCUGUCUGUCUCGAAGAGAGGGGAAUCAAAACCUGAGAGAGGACGGUUUACUGAAGCUCUGAGUCAGAAACUGUGAUCAGUCUCCUACAGAAUGAGAAACACAAUUUCAUUUACUCAGUCACUGAUUGAGUCUGUUUCAUGUGCGUGUUGAUAUAAAUUGAGCAGUUAUCUGAGUAAAAAUCUGGGUGUUUUUGUUCGGUCUGUUGGACAUUCUAGCCCAUAUAAGCACUCAUGUUAAUCUAAUCAGCGCCAAUCAAUCAAUUAAACAGGAUAUUAGUGAGAUGAUAUCAUGUGUUUGAAAACAGCACUGUACUGAGGAUAAAGUUAAUAACCAUUGAAGUAACAACUUGGCAAUAUUUACUUUCAUAAUUCCACUAUGAUCAUAGUGGUGUUCCACCGUGAGCCAAGUAUGCCCACCACCCACCUGUCUGGAUUAUGUUUUUACAUCUCAUUUUCGGCUGCUUCCAAGUUCUCUUCACACUCACUAAAUUACCCCUAAAUGAAAAUAAGUAUUUGAUUUAACACCAUCCCACCUGCUUCUUUCUGUGAUAUUAUGAGCAUGAUGUAAUAUUAAUUAGUGGACUCAAUGAAAACUUGGUAUUUACUCAGUCAUUUUCUCCCACACUGCGUCUUUCUCUUGGGCCCCUACAGCUGUGUUACUCUUUUUCUAAAAAUAUGUUCAUCCUUGCCGGAUGUAAGCAGAAUUUCUAAUCCCACAGGGGUGAAGUAAACUGACCUCUUUUUGUCGCUUGUUGCCAUGGUGAGGCGUACCUCUGUAGCUCCAUUGAUGUUGUCUUUUUAUAGUCCUGGUGCAUGUGCUGAUUACCCAGUGAACCUACUUAACGUUGAUGAUCGAUCACAAAUCAGCUGUUCUGAAACCAGAAACUCAAAUUUCCCAUCUGAGAGUAAAUCAGUUCAGGGGUUCAGGGUUUGACUCUGACUUUGUUGGACCUCUUGUCUGAAACAGGCUCUCGACAAAGACCCCAAAUGUAUGGUGUUUGUAGCCUAGUUUAUGGAGACAGCAUGUUUUUUGCCCCCGGAGGAAAUGCUUAGGGGGUCUUCGUGUGCUCAAAGGAUUUUGAAUUCAGUAGGUUAGGAUGUUUUGAAUUUGGUAAAGAGUUGAAGUGCUUGACAUCUAGAUUUGCAUUUUCAAACCACAGCACUGAUGUAAACAGAUCCUAGACAACAUUAGCAACCAGGCAGUGGGAUAAAAAAAAACUCCUGAUGGUGUGGCAGAUCCAUUCCUGCCAUUUACGUUGAUGUAUUAGUCACUUGAGGCCUUUUUCAUACUCGGACAUAUGAUUGAAGAGUUUCCUCUGGUUGAGAUAUGAGUGAGACUAUUCGAUGAUCAGGGCAGUUCAUGUUGAAGGCCAGUGCUUCCAGGUGAGCAAAGUGUGUGAAAGGAAGCAACUUGUGUUUAGAGAUUUGUAAAACUGUGAUUCAGAAUGUUCCAAAAAAAGGGAUUUAGGGUUUUAGUGAUUGUGAAAAACUGUAAGAAGGUAAAGAAAUGUUUAAAUAAGGGAGUCAUUCAGUGAAGUUGGCCUGAAAAAGAUUGUGUCAGUGGUUACCAGUAUUAAUUCACCGCAGAGACCACAACAAAUGAUCUCAGGAAAAAUCAUUGUUUACAACCUUAGGAGAGGGUUGCCUUGAUCAGUAAAAUACACAACCUAAUUCCCUCCAAAUCACUGUCAUUUGGAUCUGCCUUGUUAUAUCAUUUCAUGUCAUAUGAGUAACUCAUGAAUCAGUCUUUUUGACUCGUGAUUUUGGUCAUAACUAAGCACAUGCUGGUUUUUAGUUGCAUUGUUUUAACACCAAAAGGAGAAGAUGAUGGUUAGUUGGUAACACGUCUUCAUUCUGUGUGUUUUAGGCUAAAACCACACAACUGCCCGAUGGCCUGAUGCAAGACGAGUUUGAAAGGACCAGUGUGAACAUGAGCACCUAUCUGGUGGCCUUCAUCAUCGCUGACUUCUCUCCAAACAGCCAAAAUGUCUCAGACACUCUGGUAGGUCAAGAACAGAUUAGACUUUUCCUUUAUGUUUUUUCAUGGUCAGUAAAUUUGUCUUGCUUCUGAUAAAAUGUCAACAUACGUAUGUGUCUGUCUCUUUAAGGUAUCUGUGUACUCUGUGCCAGAGAAGAAGGAGCACACUGAAUAUGCUCGAGACACAGGAGCUAAACUGCUUGAGUUCUACAAUGACUUCUGCGAAAUCAACUACCCCCUCAAAAAGCUGGGUGAGCACACACAGGAAGUUGCACCAUCUUUGAUCCUCUUUGCUGUUUUGUCAUCGCUUUCCUCUUUAUACACCUGAUAUAAUUCUCUUCUCCAGACUUGGUAGCUAUCCCCGACUUCCUGGCAGGAGCUAUGGAGAACUGGGGACUCAUCACUUUCAGAGAAACCAGCCUGCUGGUGGGCAAACAGUCCUCUCUUCUGGAGAAACAAGUAGUUGCCUCGGUCAUAGCACACGAGCUUGCUCACCAGGUAUCUGUGUUCAACUGCGUGUUUGUGGAAACAGCAGAUAGAGCGAAUAUGUUGCAGAGAAGUACUCAUCUAUCAUUGAUGUUGUUUUGCAGUGGUUUGGAAACCUGGUCACGAUGAGCUGGUGGAAUGAUCUGUGGCUGAAUGAAGGCUUCGCCACAUACAUGCAGUACACGUCACUGCAGACAGUUUUGCCCCAGCUGGAAAUUGUAAAUUUGGCAUUAGGCCUUUAAAUAAACAUUAACUGAAUGGAUAAAGCUGUUUGUUUUAAUUUGUUCUAAAGCAGUGAUUCCUGUCUUUGUUUGCAGGGUAAUCUGUUCCUGUCAGUGCGGUUUAGAGCCUUAGACAAAGAUGCACUAAACUCCUCCCACCCUGUGUCAACGGAGGUUAAUUCCCCAGAACAGGUGGAAGAGAUGUUUGACUCUGUCUCUUACGAAAAGGUAAAACUUUAUGAAUGAUUUAUAGCUAGAUGCAUACAUAUACUGACCUCCACAGCUGUUGAAUAAUGGAAAAAAAAAACAUUUCUACUGUCAUUACACUUUGUUGAAUGUACAGUCAGUGCUUUGAUUUUUGUAUCAUCCCGGAUGCUUUCUUCCUCUGUCUUUCAGGGUGCGUCCAUUCUCUUGAUGCUGAAUGCCUCAUUGCCAAGUGAACAGCAGUUCAGGAAAGGCAUCAUUCAGUACCUGAAACAGUUCAGUGGAUUAAACGCAGACACCAAUGACCUUUGGAACAGCCUUACAGAGGUGUGUGUUUGGGCUUUUCUUGCUGCAGUGGACACAGGGAAUCCGUGGGGUCUAAAAAAGUCUUAAAUCGUCUAUAAUCCAAUAAUUUGAAUUUAAGGCCUUAAAGUGUCUAAAAUUCUCCUAAAAUCUCAUAAAAUGUCCUAAAUAAAAUUUGAAAGGUCUUAAAAAUGUAUUAACUCUACUUAAAAAUGAGUAACAUGCCGCAUGAAUAAAGAUUGGUUUGAAGCAAUAUAAAAUGUUCCGAUUUCCCUUCAUGUCUUUUGUACAUUUUUGUGCCAAUAUGGAUGUGAAAUGGGUCUUAAAUUGUAUUCAUUAUGGUCUUUAAAAAGUCUUAAAUUUGACUUGUUGAAACCUGCAGAGACCCUGGGACAGCAGUUGUAGCUUUCUGGCUACAUUUAGACUUUACUCUGCAAACUGUCAUCCAGUCAUUUUGCAUUAAUAUACUUGGCCUGAUAUCAGUUGCAUUUGACUAGCUGUGUUCUCUACUUGAUGUGUGCUGCUAGUUUAUAGCAAUUUUAUCUGUUAUCCUGUAUGACGAAUCUUUUUUUUUUAACUCCACAUACAGAUAUUGUAUUGUUUGUUUAUUUGCGUCUUUUAAAUCUGUUGACAUCUUAAUGUAAUAACCCACAUGGUGUUGACUGCACAGACUCUGAAUUUGUUUUCCUGUCCUCCUGUCCAGGUGGAAGUCUCAACACAGCACCUGAAUGUGUCAGAGAUGAUGAGCUCGUGGACAUCACAAAAAGGCUUCCCGUUGGUCACUGUGAGUCGUCAGGGAGAUCAGGUGACCUUCACACAGGAGCAUUUCCUGCUCACUUCUGACAAUGCAACGCAUACUUCCAGGUGAGUAAACUGAAACACUCAAACAGACACAUACAGAUCAUGGAAACACUGAAUAGCCCUGAUUGAGUUUUGCUCUCUCUUUAGCUUGUGGAAUAUCCCAGUGACAUAUGUAAAUGACAGCUGUAGUUUGGACCCCAACUGUCGACAGGUGUUCUCUCUGAAGACCAAGUCAGGUAAAAUGCAAAAAAUCUUGCUGAAACAUCAAGUCUCUGAGUCUGAGUCUCUAGCUCUGUGAGUUCUCACAUCUUGCGUGUGUGUGUGUGUGUUUAAAGGGACUUUAAAGAUUCCAGAAAGCGUGAAGUGGCUGAAGCUGAACUACAGAAACACAGGUUUCUACGUCGUCGACUAUGGAGAAGAGGGUUGGGCUGCUCUUAUGAACGCUUUGUCCAACAAUGUCAAUGUUCUUACUCCAGACGACCGUGCCUCACUCAUCCAUAACAUCUUUGCCCUCUCUAGGUAAAGCACACAACAAAAACUGAUUCCUUUUUACAAACAAUCUGCCACAGACUCGUUGAAGGUUAAGGAGAAUUGUCAGUCUCUGUAUUUAUCUUUAAAAAGUUUUCUUCUCCUUCUCCCCACCCCCUUUGUCUGAUGCUGAGGACAGACUGGGCCGUGUGUCUUUCCAUCAGGUCCGCAACCUGCUGAACUACAUGUCCAAUGAAACUGAGACGACCCCUGUGUUGGAAGCUUUGUUGCAGCUCAACAAGAUCAAUCGACUGCUCGACAAAAGAAUGGAGCAUGGACUCGUGGCACGCAUGAAUGUACACAAAAACACAGACACUCAAAUACAAACUUAGCCACACAAACGUAAUGUCAAAUUUUUCAUUCAUAUUCUUUUAUAUCUUUGCACCCCACUAAAGUUUUCACUUACAAAGAGAGUAGUGCUUUGGUUGGUAUUUUUGAAAUGAACUAAACUACAUGGUAGAGUUAAAGGGAUAUUCUGGUGUAAAAUUAAGUUAGGGUCAAACACACCGUAACACCGAGUUAGACACCCCGUUGACAGGUGAAUGUCACUAACCCUUACAGCAAUACAGAGAGCAAUGCGCUCAACCAAAACGCCACUCUAUAGCCACAAAUAAUGCUCAGAACAGCACCUUUUUGUUUGGUGGCUAGUCCUAUGGCUGGGACCCUAUAUGUACUGUUAGGUGCUGUUCUGAGCAUUAUUUGUGGUUAUAGAGUGGUGUUUUGGUUGAGCGCGUUGCUCUCUGUAUUGCUGUCUGCGGUCGUUACCAAAGUUGGUAUAACUAGAGAAGCAAGCGGUCGGCAACAUUCAUCUGUCAACGGGGUGUCUAACUCUGUGUUAUGAUGUGUUUGACCCUGAAUUAAUUUUACGCCAGAAUAUCCCUUUAAGCUGUCUGUAGCAGGUGAACGACCGCAGAUAGCAAUACAGAGAGCCACGCGCUCAACCAAAACGCCACUCUAUAGCCACAAAUAAUACCCAGAACAGCACCUGACUUAUCUGAACUACUUUUGAUAUGUUUUUAAAAAAUUAUAACUUGAAAUUACACAUUGUGAAAUUGUAUCUGCAAAGACAUGUUUUUGUUGUAUUAGUUUUUUUAUUUAUCCCUUAUACAACCCAUUGUUAUCAGGGCCCAGGCUCAUAUCCAAAGUCAAUGAAAACUUCAUUUAAGCUCUCUUUAUGUAGGAUUAUGUGUUCCCAGUGCAGUAAUACAUUCACUGAUGUGUUUGAUAACAAAUCCACGGUUUCUUUUUUCUUUUUUUUUGACAGAAAUAUAUCAAAGAUCAUUUUGGUUCCCUGAUGGACAAACAAACGUGGAAAGAAGAGGAGGGCGUGUCCAAACAGGAGCUGCGUGCAGCACUGUUAGAGGCGGCUUGUAAUCUUAACCAAGGAAAUUGCACUCAGCAAGCCAAAGCCCUGUUCCAGAGUUACGUGGAGUCCAACCUGACAUUACGGUGUGUAGAAUUCACUAGAGACAUUUUUAUUAUUUCAGCCACAGUGACAGCAGUCUGAUCAGGAGACGCAAGCAUCUUUAUGGUGAUUAAAUCAUCUAAGUAUGAAAAAGAAGCAGACGGGACUGUAUUAUGAUGUAGAUUAAAUCCUCCUCUUGGAUGUACGAAGUGGCUCAUUAAGCCUUUCUGCUUUGUUUGGUUUUUGGAUGAAUUUAGAGUUUGUUUAUUUCUGUGUUUGUUUGUUUGUGUCUGUAUCUUAUGAUACAAAUAAAUCAAUAAAUAUAAAGUUAGAAAAAACACCUUGGUAUGAUGUAGGGGAGCAAUUAAAUUGCUUUGUGUUUGUUAGCAUCCUUUGAGGAGUAGGAAGUCAAUACAAAUCUGCUGCACUGAUUUUUUUUCAUUUGCUUGUGUCUUUUUAUUUUUGUAUAGGAUCCCAGGGGAUCUCCAGCAAGUUGUGUUCACUGUGGCUGCUCAAUCUGACGAAGACUGGGAGACGUUGCUUGACUUGUAUGCUCAUGUCAACUUUGAUGCGGAGAAGCGAAAUAUGCUAAGAGGCCUGGCAUCCACUCAGGACGCACGGCGAAUAGUCUGGUAAGUGUUUGUCCCUCCUCCGAGCCAGGAUCAAACCUCAGGUCCUCCCCCAACAGUGGCUCUGGUUUGCAGAAUCAUCAGUGUGACUUGUGGUCAUAAGCACAGAAAAAGGUCCUUUGUAAAAUUAAAACAAAACAGUUGGUCUUCAGCCUCUGAUUCGGUAUUGAUUUCCCCUUAAGUUCACAAGCACAAGCAAUGCCACUGUAACUAAGACCUUGACUACAAACACUUAAAGGUUGAAUAGAAGUUUGAUAUUCUCUGUUAGAUAUGAUUUGAAUAAAGACUAUAUGGUUAUAUUAUUAUGUUAAUGUUAAUAGAAAAAUUUAUUUUCUCUGCAGGAUCCUACAGGCAGGCCUGAGGGGAGACAUCAUCCAGUCACAGGAGCUACCUCUGGUCAUCAACACUGUGUGCAGGGGCUUCACUGGCUAUUUGUUUGUGUGGAAUUUUAUACAAGACAACUGGGACCAACUCAUUGAGAAGUAAGUGGCUCUCAGCCUCAACCUCAUUGAGACCAAGUCUUAAAGGGAUAUUCAGGCGUAAAAUUAAUUUGGGUUCAAACACACUGUAACAGAGAGAGAUGAAUGUUUCCGACCGCUUGCUUCUCUAGUUAUACCAACUUUAGUAACAACCACAGGAUAGCAAUACACAGUGGUCUGAGGAGCCACACACAAACCUCAACUCUAGCGUCACUCUAUAGCCACAAAUAAUGCUCAGAACAGCACCGAACUUCAUCAACAGUACAUUUAGGGUCUUAGCCACAGCACUAGCCACCAAACAUCUUUUUAACUUUGACUAAUUUCUUUAACAAAGAGACUAAACACAACUCAUCAACUGUCUUCCAGCAGCCGCUUGUUUGUAGCGAGACCUUGGGUCCAUUACGGACUACAGCGGGGUGCCGCAGCUCAAGGAGAAACAUUUAUGAUCAUUUCUUUAUGGAAAUGAAAUCAGACCGAGACGCUAAGGCAGAAGAGCUACCGCAUCUGCAGUGCAAAAUGAUUAAUAUGAUGAUUAUUACUUCAAGGAAAUGAUAAAGUAAUGAUCAUAAAUGUUCUUCCUUGAGCUGCGUCACCCCGCAGCAGUCCGUAAUGGACUGGCCAGAGGUCUCACUACAAACAAGCAGGUGCUGAAAGAGAGUAGGUAAGUUAUAUUUAGUCUCUUUGCCAAAGAAAUCAGGCAAAGUUAAAAAGAUGUUUGAUGGCUAGUGCUGUGGCUAGGACCCUGUAUGUACUGUUGAUGAAGUUAGGUGCUGUUCUGAGCAUUAUUUGUGGCUAUAGAGUGGCGUUAGAGUUGUUUUUUUUUAUGGCUCCUCAGACCGCUGUGUAUUGCUAUCCUGCAGUCGUUACUAAAGUUGGUAAAACUAGAGAAGCAAGCGGUCAGAAACAUUCAUCUCUUGAGGGGGUGUCUAACUCAGUGUUAUGGUGUGUUUGACCCUGAAUUAAUUGUACGCCGGAAUAUCCCUUUAAGAUGAACCAUUGAAAAACAUCUGUGUUCGUCUGUGUUUGUGUCUGUAGGUUUCCUGUGGGCUCCUUUGCUAUCCAGUCAAUCAUCAAAUCUGCCACCUCCCAGUUCUCCACACAGGCACACCUUAAUCAGGUAUAGUACAUUUCACAUUGUUUACUAAUGCUGCAGUGUAUGUCAGGGCGGUUUGUAGAGUAGGUACUUUGUGUUUACUGAUUAAUUCAGCUCUGUUUGUCAGGUCUGAUUUGACUAAAAAUGUUUCUUAAUGUGUAUGCCUCAUAGGUUGAGAGUUUUUUCUCCAGUCUAAAGGAGCGCGGCUCUCAGAUGAGGAGCGUACAGGAAGCUUUGGAAACCAUCAGGCUAAACCAGCGCUGGAUGGAUGAGAACCUGCCCACACUCCAAAACUGGCACUGAAAAAAGGCGCUCCAUUUAGUCUCCACCCAACUUCCAGGCAGCCAGGGCAUGUCGACAAGACAGCAGCAGCAGGGUUUGCACUAUCGUAGGAGUAUGUCUGUUAACUUUCUUUUCCCAGGAUAGAGUAGGAAGGUCAGAUGUCAUGCUCUACCAAGGUGGAAAAGAUGUUUGGUUUUUUAAGGUUGGACCUGUAAGUUGUGUUCUUAGCUCAGGGUGUCUCUGACAGGAAGAGGUCAGAUAUGUACAUGCACUCCUCACACCUCAUGCUUUUGACCAAACCUGCACUCUGCAGCUUUUAUCUGGUCGUCAAGUCUGAGUAGACAAUCAUGCUUCAUCCACACUCCCCUCCCUCAGCCUGCUCUGAGUUUCUCAGUCUGUAUGAGGUGUUGUGCAAAGGCCACUUUGAAUAAAACAAGCGUGAAGAAUUUCAACAUUAAAGCCCUUGAAAGAUUUGUCAGUCACUCCUGAACUCUCUCAGCUGUCAGUCAAAUGUAAAAGCAGCUGUCAGAUCCCCUAGCCAUGAGACAUUAUCGGUACAUGAGAGACAGGAUUUUUAUGACCUUGUUUUGUUAUCUUGUUAAAUUCUGUGUGGAAACAAAAGCUGCCCGCUCUUCUGAACUCCAGUUACUCAUGCAGCCUGAAGCAUUUCUUGUAUCUGUCAUGGCUGGGCUAGAGGAUUGGUUGCUUGAUUGAUAGCGUAAAAUACCAAAUCUGUUUUUGCCAUCAGUUGAAUGUACUGAAAAACAGCUCCACUGUGUGUACAGUAGAUGGCGUACUGCACUACAGUGCAGCUUCAAAUCAACCAUUGUGUCUUAGGAGAAAGCAGGCAUUGCACACUGGAGCCAAAUAGUCAUUUUUCCUUUCUCUAAACCUGGUUGAGCUCUAAUCUACAAGAUUGAUCUGCUUUUCACCUGCAGUGCAGUUGCUGUAUAAACUGGUUGUUUCACUCUGUUUGCUUGUAAACUUGUAAUUAUCAUGUAAAUAAGCCUAACCCCCAAACUUUCCCAUGUGUUUUUCAAUGUGUUGUUUGAAAUAUCUUUUAAUAUUUAAAGAGUUUAUGAUUUUUGUAUAUAGAGUGUAAAGAGGAAAUGUAAACAAAGACUUGAUUGAGGUCAAAUACCUUAACUGUAUUUCUUGUUGAAGACCUCCUCAGGGGGUCAUCCACUGAUGAAUGUGUCAUUCAAGGGCUAAUGUGCAUAAUGAAGAUACAAAUUACACAGAGAAACAUCUGUAUUAGAUGUGGCUAAUCUGUCCAGAUAGCUUUUGUUUAUCAGCUGAAUAAAAUACUGAAAGUCUCCAGUAUAAAUUGGCAGCAUCACUCCUCAGAAUGAAGAGAGAGGUAUUCAUGAAGCAUUUAAACAUGUCUUGUCCAGUAAUGUUCAGAAUCUUUGUUUUUACAGAGUUGUAGUUCAGUUUCAGCUCUGUUUGAACUGGCACUUUGAGAUCUUCAUGAGAUUUGAAACUGUUGUUUUUAAUAGUGUCAUCUAAAGCUUCUUUGUCUUUUGUGUGGAAGAAACUAUUUGCUGGAUUUUCCAGGUCAUUAAAGAUACAAAAGCAGCACACAACAGCAGAGUGUUGAUACCCCUGGCUUGGUCAUACUUUCCUCUGAUCAGGGUCCAGGAAAUCACACAGGUCAUGUGUUUGGUGCAGCUCUGGUGGCUCUUUGUGGUUUUGUCAAAGCAGUGCAAAGAGGGAAGGGAUCCAGGAAGGGACAAAAAAAGUAGAAGGGAAAAUAAACUAUUUGUGGCGUGUAUAAGAAGCAUGACUAUCCACGGCUUCUCCAGGUCAAGAGUCAGACAUUGAGUGAGCACCAGACAGAGGAUUGUAAACUCCAAACCGGGGGAGAGAAACUGUAUUGAAGAGUGUGUAAGACUUAAAUGUCAUUGCCUUCUACCAGCCCACCAAAGUUUCACAAACGGCGUGAAGAAAAUGUUUAACUGGUAUUUGCUUUAAAUAUACUUCCACAACUCACGUCCUGGUCCAAUAUGACUUACAGCUUUAAUGUGAGAACAGGUCCUUUUGUCCAGUUUCUAGUAUCACUUCAGUAAAAACUGCUCCAUCAAUGCUGUGGUACUUUGCUCAUCUUAUAUCAGUGAGAAAAUAACUGCGUUAUGUGAUGGCAGUUGUUGAUGUCAUUCAGGCACAGGGUCCAGUCAGAGGCGGGUUUGUCAUCAGAUCGCAGUAAAGUACCACAUAUGCAGUGAAUCCAACCAGAUCGUUUUGGCACUGGGAUGAAAUGCUGCUGAUGCUUAUGAAACUGUGCUGCUCUUUAUGUGAACAAAAUAUAAAUAAAAGUUGUUUUCUGAAGAUGUUGAAUUUAAUUUUUUUCUUCUUUAAUUAAAAUCCAUAAACUUGUA